Salvia splendens (bonfire salvia) is the source of this 1387-nucleotide messenger RNA. Its product is annotated as 5'-adenylylsulfate reductase-like 5. The record is from RefSeq and is a predicted model, not a curated record. Lineage: Eukaryota; Viridiplantae; Streptophyta; Magnoliopsida; Lamiales; Lamiaceae. The transcript has 4 exons. The coding region runs from base 246 to 1163 and encodes 305 amino acids.
AGAAGUGAAAUGGCGAGCAGCUUGAGUGAAAGAGAGAGAUAAGAGUCCGGAGAUUAGAAGAAGAAGAAGAAGAAGAUACGUAGGAAACAAAACGUUUGUCAAUCCCUCAUAUUUGCAGUAUCCCUUGUAAUCGAUAGCUUUACAAUUCUUGUUUUUCCUAUCUAUAUUUACUUCCCAUUAGAAAAAAAAUCCGAUUUUUUCUUGCUAAUAAUUAGAAGAAAUCUAUAAUAUUCUUGAUUUUGUUCAUGGAGUUUCCGAUGGGGAAAUGUAUAUGUAUAUUCAUGUGUGUAUUAGCGGCAUCAGCUACGUCGUUUCGAUUAGUGUCUUCGUCAUCGACUUGUGAACGUGAUUCCACAGAAUUUCUUCACGAUCUGAAUUCUCAGUGCCCCUUAUCGAUCCAUUGCUCCUCGCCCCCAAUUCAGGUGAAUGAAGAAUCCCUUGAAAAUGCUAUGAGCUUCAUUCAAGACAAUGAAUAUACUGCGGUUCUUUUUUAUGCUUCCUGGUGUCCUUUCUCAAGCAUCUUCAAGUCUAGGUUUUCUACCCUUAGUUCCAUGUAUCCACAGAUCAAACAUAUAAUGGUCGACCAAACCUCAGUCUUGCCCAGUGUCUUCUCAAGAUAUGGGAUUCACAGUGUACCGUCACUACUGAUUGUGAAUAAAACUACUAGAGUGAGAUAUCAUGGUCGAAAAGAUCUCCAUUCUAUUGUAAACUUCUACAAGAAAACUACAGGUCUGGAUCCUGUAGUGGAUAUGGUAGAAGACACAACAUGCAAUAUAGAGAGCGAGAAGCGAGUAUUUGGGGAUUGGAAAGGAGCAUCAUUGAAAGAGAUUUUCUUAAGGGAACCUUAUCUACUAGUCUCUGUUGUAUUCGUCAUGUCAAGGGCUUUUCUAUAUCUCUUCCCAGAGAUCGCAUCUCAUAUAAUGUCGAUUUGGUUGGCAUACAUUCCUCAUCUGAAUAUGGGGAUCUUCGGAGAGUCAAGGCAGCUUAUAGGUCGAGCACUGCAUCUGAUUGAUGUAAAGAGAAUUUGGAGCAAGCUAAAGGUGUGCAAGACUAGGAACUUCCACAGGGGAGCCAGGAAUGCUCGGGUUUGGGCGUCGUCCUUGGCCUCUGUUUCAUUGGGCGAGACAUCAUCAUCUAGAGCAUUAUCUUCCAAGGACUUAUGAACCAUUUUUGUACCAUUUGUUGCCACUGGGGUUUUCCCUUUUACUGAUGUAAUCGUUAGUCUUUGCAGUCACUCUGGUCUGCCUUGAGAAAUAUGUUAUUUGAAGACUUGAGAUUUCUGACUCUAGUGAGAGAAAAGCAUGUAAAUUCUUAGACAUAUUCCUUUGGUUGUAAAAUAUACAAGUUGAUGAGAACAAGUCCAAAUCAGCGUAAUGUGUUUCCUCUA